Messenger RNA from Pectinophora gossypiella (pink bollworm), 1056 nucleotides. RefSeq lists its product as uncharacterized. The transcript is spliced from 4 exons. Bases 548 to 1021 code for a protein of 157 amino acids. NCBI's taxonomy places the organism in Eukaryota, Metazoa, Arthropoda, Insecta, Lepidoptera, Gelechiidae. The record is from RefSeq and is a predicted model, not a curated record.
AAUUUUUAAUAAGUAGGCUGUAAGAAAUUUAAAGUUAUUAGCUCAUAAGUUCAUAAUUAUUGAUUUAUGAAAAAAAUAACUGAAUUACAGUACUUAGGUAAACUUAUUUUAAUUCAAACUCACCUUUUUGGUAAAUCACAGUAAUUCUGAAAUAUAUCUUGAGGUUCAAACGUACGAGGGCUUCAACGGACGAAAUAUGUAUGGUACCUAAUUCUGAGUUUUCGUGAGCUGUAACAUGGUAUCCCAAAUGAAAUAUUUUAGAAAAGGACGUAUGUCAACGAAUUAAAUAGGCUUUAAGGCUUUUUAAAUUACGAUGUAACAUUUUUGCUUAAUUUUAGUUUUGGGGUAUAAAACAGCGAAGUCUUUGGUAAAAAUUAUCAGAAGCAGAUCAAGAACCUCCUCGCCGAAAAGAGUUGAGUAACCCCCGCUCCUCAGUGAAGAGAGUUGAGCCCUGAGCGACACCAGCCACCGCUUACCAGCCCUGAGUCGGCCCCGGCGCUGUGCAAGUGAACACUUCAAGCUAAAACAAGUUCCACUUCUGAGCACUAUGUCCGAUUCAGAAUUUGAAGUUAUUCCGAAGCAGGGAUCUACAAAGAAGACUCCUGCUGCACGCCAAAUGAAGCGUUCGCGAGCCCCUCCGUCGAUUUCGUCGAUUGACCAGGAGAAUACAAAGAAGAAAUCAAAGACACACGACAUCUUCGGGCUAAGUCACGGGCGCACGGUCGGCAAUGAAGGAAGCGACAAGAGGAUCGUAUCGUACUUCGUGAACAAGGUGGCGAACGGGUCAGAGCGGCGUACAACUAGCUUGGAUGGCGAAUACGUGGUGGACUUGAAGAUAUACCAUGCCAACGACGUGAACAACACUGAUUCAAGAGAAGUCUGGCGCAAGGCUCUUCUACGAAUCAAGCUGCAGACUCCGGAUGACAGCGAUGAGUGGAAGUUGUUACAGAAGCUAGUUACACGAAUUGACAAAAACUUUGAAGAUGAACCACGAUUUUACUCUGACAAACUUGUAGAUUGAACACGAUUGAACAAAUAAAAGCAUUACUCCUUACC